Messenger RNA from Trichoderma asperellum CBS 433.97, 4392 nucleotides. It is a transcript of the gene PAN1, whose product is annotated as actin organization and endocytosis protein. Gene Ontology annotation, cellular component: actin cortical patch; cytoplasm; mating projection tip. The record is from RefSeq and is a predicted model, not a curated record. Gene Ontology annotation, molecular function: calcium ion binding; actin binding. Lineage: Eukaryota; Fungi; Ascomycota; Sordariomycetes; Hypocreales; Hypocreaceae. Gene Ontology annotation, biological process: actin cortical patch assembly; endocytosis; endosomal transport.
AUGUAUUCCAACUCGAACGCCUUCUUGAACAGCGGCAACAGCCCUCGCCCGGGGACGCAGCCGCAGCAGCAGUAUGGCGGCUCCUUUGGCAAUCUCGCGCCUGGCCAGCAGCCGGGCCAGCAGCCAAGCCCCUUUGCGCCGCAGCCCACGGGCUUCGGACAGCAACCGCUGCAACAGCCAUUGCAGCAGCAAUACACCGGAUAUCCGUUGCAAGCUCAGCCAACCGGCUACCAGCAGUCGCCGCAGCCACUGCAGCAGCAGUAUACGGGCUUCCCGGGACAAGGUCAACCGCAGCAGCAGUUCCAGACGUCGAGCGCCCCGCCAAUGCCGUCGAUUCCUCCCCAGUACCAGCAGCAGUACCAGCAGCAACAGCUACAACAGCCUCAACUCCAGCAGCAGGUGCCUCAGCAGACUGGAUUCCCGGCUCCGCAGCCGCAGCAGCCGCAGCCCACGAGCUCGACCAUCUCUCCUCCUCCUCCUCCGAUAAAGCCGCAGCCAACUGGGUUCGCGGAAGUGGCAGCGUCUUUCCAGACCGGCGGCACGGCUAAGCCCCAGGGACGAAGAGCCGAUAAAUCAAAGACUAGGAUUCCCAACAUUAGACUAUCUUUCAUCACGGCCGCCGAUCAAGCAAAGUUCGAGACGCUGUUCAAGUCUGCUGUGGGAGAUGGCUCAGCAACCAUGUCGGGAGAAAAGGCCAGAGACCUUUUGCUACGGUCUAAAUUGGAUGGCGAUGCGCUGUCCCAUAUUUGGACGUUGGCCGAUACCACGCGAGCGGGACAGCUAUACUUUCCCGAAUUCGCCCUUGCCAUGUACCUUUGCAACCUGAAGCUUACAGGCAAGACGUUGCCACCUACUCUGCCUGAGCACGUAAAGAAUGAGGUUUCCAGCAUGGUUGAUAUCAUCAGCUUUGCGGUUCCGGACGAAGGCCCCGCGACAAGCCAAGCAAACGUGCCUACCAUCGAGCAGCCCAAACCGCAACCGCCGCCGCCAGCAUCAAACUCCCAGCUUCUCCAAGCGCAGAUGACAGGCUUUCCCGGAGCGCAGCAGCAUGGCUUUGGAGGCCAAUCACAAGGCCUUCAGCCACAACCGACGGGUUUCGCUAACUUACAGAAUCCCCAACCGACAGGAUUUAACGGCCCUCUUCCUCCAUUACCUCCUAUGCCCACUGGAUUUGGCGGACCUGGAGGCAUGGCAGCACCACUGAAUGCUCAACCCACGGGACGGCCUGGCCAAUGGGGCCUUGUUAAUGCUCCUGCAACUGGACUGCCUAACAUUGACGCGCUGCAGGCUCGUAUGAUGCCUCAAGCGGGCCGCGAAGCUGGCUCUUACACUACUGCUGGUCUUCAGGGCAAUGCAGUUAUCCCAUGGGCUAUUACCAAAGAGGAAAAGACUAGAUACGAUGCCUUGUUCAAGGCUUGGGAUGGUCUAAACAAGGGCUACAUUGGCGGCGACCAAGCUAUUGAGAUCUUUGGCCAAAGUGGACUUGAGAAGCCUGAUCUGGAGAGAGUUUGGACACUUGCCGACCACGGUAACAAAGGCAGACUGAAUCUGGAUGAAUUCGCUGUUGCUAUGCAUUUGAUUUACAGAAAGCUGAACGGAUACCCCAUGCCCAACGUUUUACCCGCAGAACUUGUUCCCCCUUCCACUCGCAACUUUAGCCAGUCCAUUGGCACUCUGAAAUCGCUGCUGCACGAAGAGUCUGACCAUCGUAAGAACUCUGGCGCUGCGCUGCUACCGCAAAAGACUGGUGUCAGCUAUAUGAAGAAUCGCUCAUUCCGAGGAAGCCCUGCCCCUGCCGCAGGCGGACGCAAGGAUGCCACAGUUUUCAGGAACGACGACGAGGAUUUUGGCUACAGGUCUAGUGCUCGCCGAAGGCUUGGAGGGGCCAACUCGCCCCGGCCCGAAUCCCCAGGAACGUCUUCUGUUGGAUCCAAUGAUGAUCUGACUCUCGAUGAGCUAAGGAAGAAGAUUAAGGAGAAGCAAAUCUUGCUUGACGCUAUGGAUUUUGCUGAUGAGAAGAACCAUGAAGAGGAUGACAUUUUGGACCGACGCGAUCGACGCGAGGCAGAGGAACUCUACCGCCGCAUUCGACGCAUUCAGGACGACAUCGACGCGCAUCCAGAUGCCGCGCUGGCUGUUGGUAACUCCGAUGCUGAGACAAGGGCUCUGAAGCGCCAGCUUCAAAAGCUCACAGACAGGGUCCCUGAACUUGCUUCGCAGGUACGAAAGACGGAGAAGGCCAUCAUGGAGGCUAGACUCGAGCUCUUCCGCCUCAAGGAUGCCAAGGCUCACCCUGGCAGUGCAUUAGCCAUCGUGGGAACUGGUCCUGGCGGCGCAGUGACAGAGUCAGACCGACUCAAGGCCCGUGCAAAGGCUAUGAUGCAACAGAGAACUGCUGCCUUGACAGGUAAAAAGAUUGAGACUGCUUCUGAAGACCUAGACGCUCCCAAGAGGCUUGAGGAAGAAAGCAUCCGGGUCCGAAAUGAGAAGGAGAGCAAUGAGCGCAUGGUCCAUGAUGUCGAGGAUAGCGUCCGUGAAUUCUCGCGAAGUAUCGAGGAUAGCCUUAACGAUACUGGAAAGGAUAACAGCAGCGAGCAUGAGAGACGUCGCUGGGAGGAUGCCCUCGGUGUCGAAGAUGAGGUUCGAGACUUCAUCUUUGAUCUCCAGCGCGAGAGCCGUGCAGCUCGCAUUCGAGCCCAGGACAAGCGCAAUGCACGACCUUCAGCAGUGGACGAAGCUCCUCGAGAACGGGCUGCUCUGUCUCCUCAGCCAACUGAGAGCCCUGCUCCAACCUCGCGCACCGCCACUCCUUCUUCCACAGCUGGUGGCGGCUCAUAUUCUUCAUACAAGACGCCAGAAGAGCGCGCUGCCUUCAUUAAGCAGCAAGCUGAACAGCGCAUGGCAGAGCGCCUUGCGGCGCUGGGUAUCAAGGCACCAUCCAAGCCUGGAGAGACUGCGGCUCAGCGCAUAGAACGUGAAAGGUCUGAACGAGCCGCCAAAUUGCGCCAAGCCGAAGAAGAUGACGCUCGCCGAGAGGCUGAGCGACAAGCUCGACUUAACGAGGAGCAGGGUAUUCCCCCUCCUGUCGUGGAAGAGUCACAGUCGGCUGCUAAGAAGCCUCCUCCACCUCCUUCAAGGAAGGGAGGAAAGGGUGAUGGCGGUGAAGCAGCCGCGGCGAAGAAGGCGGAGGAAGAUGCUGUGAAGGCCGCUGAGGAACAACGCCUCACCCGUGAGCAUGAGCAGCAACAGCGGGAAAACGAACAGAUGCAGCAACAAGUCCAAGAGGAAGAGGACGAGUUUGCGGCAGAGCAGCGUGCAGCUGAUGAACGUCUCAAGGCUCUGGAGGAACAGGUUAGACAGGGUAAACUACGAAAGGAAGAAGAGAAGAAGAAGAAGAAGGCGGCCUUGGCAGAAGCAAAGGAGAAGGAAGCCAAGUUAGCUGCUCGGCGUGCAGAGAUGGAGGCUGCCAGGCAGCGUGAACUUGAACUGCAGCGCCAACUCGAAGCUAUCGAUGACGACAGCUCAUCUUCAUCUGAUGAAGAGGAGAGCCGUGAACAAGCCACACCACCGGCGUCGACACCUACACCUGGAGGCAGCCAAGUUAGCAACCCAGAGCCCGAGAGGGUAAGCUCACCACCAGUUGCUGCUCCAGCGGCAGCCUCUCCUCCACCUGUUCCCACGGUGGUAACCUCUCCUCCUGCGGAGCCUGAGAGCAAGAACCCCUAUUUCAAGAUGAUGUCGCAGUCUUCAGAAGCUUCCUCUCCAGCUGUGCCAAAGGAGGCUACACCAGCAGCUGAUGUUUCCACCAAUCCUUUCCACCGGAUGACACAAGAUAUCAAAGCAGCCCCCGUCCCAACUCCCGCACCUGCUCAGCCUUGGUCUCGCAAACGAGCCGAUUCUGAUGACUGGGGCUCAGACAAGUCAUCUGACGACGAAGAUUCUGACGAUGACCGGCCUGGCGCCGGCAAUGCUGCCCAACUGGCGUCUAUCCUGUUUGGUACCAUGGCGCCGCCCAGGCCACUCUCCGCUGCUGGCAGAGACUCUUCUCCUUCCACGCCUGCUCCGGCAAACGAUGCGGUAGUCUCCCCUCCGCCUCUACCAAGCGGAACUCCUGUUGGUGCUCCUCCGCCUCCACCUCCCCCGAUGCCCGAUGCUGGAUCACCGCCGCCUCCACCCCCAAUGGCUCCCAUCGGAGGUCCUCCUCCUCCUCCGGCAUUGCCCGGUGGAAUCCCUCCUCCGCCCCCUCCUCCUCCUGGAGAUGCUCCAUCACUGCCGGCACCAGGUGGCCGCCCUGCUGGCUUUUUGGGAGAGAUCCAGGCUGGAAGAGCUCUCAAGAAGACGACGACCAAGGACAAGAGUGCAGCCGCCGUCGCUGGCCGAGUUUUGGAUUGA